Messenger RNA from Amblyraja radiata (thorny skate), 5249 nucleotides. RefSeq names its product dystrobrevin, beta a (gene dtnba). Lineage: Eukaryota; Metazoa; Chordata; Chondrichthyes; Rajiformes; Rajidae. The transcript has 22 exons. The coding region runs from base 705 to 2651 and encodes 648 amino acids. Gene Ontology annotation, biological process: synaptic signaling. The record is from RefSeq and is a predicted model, not a curated record. Gene Ontology annotation, cellular component: plasma membrane; synapse. Gene Ontology annotation, molecular function: zinc ion binding.
GGUCGCGGCUCGUCCAUGGCCAUGGCUGUGAUGUGCUGUUGCCAGUGAGCGCUCGCAGGGGAGUCUGCCAGUGACGGCGGUGGCCGAAGCAGCUGUCCUGUGAACUGCGGAAGGCAUGAACUGCAAGGGAGAACCGCUGGCCGGCGCGGACAGGCAGGAAUAGCGCGGGCAUCCAUCCGCACAGCAACCUGAGGGGAAUGUGGAAGGUUGCCGAGCGGCUGGGUGGUUGUUGGUGCGUUGCAGGUCAGUUGCACAGUCAUCCCGCCGCGAACGCAGCUGAGAACGGGCGAAGGCGCAGAAUAAAUAACAGUGACACUCCAUCCAGAAAGACGCAUUGUAUGGGCAAGACGGAAGGAUUUAUCAUCAAGAAGGGGAGCGUGCUCUGGGCAUGAAAUCCCCAGCCGCAGUCGCUUGGAUGUAGAGUGCGGGACGCUCCACUCAUACACACACGAUCCAACACAGCGCUUCGUGCAAUCGCGGAGUUUAUGCUCGACAUUUCUUUUUUAUCAAAAAUUGAUACCUUUCAAAGUUGAAAAAACAGAAUAAAAGAACAAAGAUCCCAGGACAAGACAGGACCCAGUUACAGAAAGAAUGAUUGAGGAGUGCGGAAGGAGAGGGAAGACCAUGGUUGAGAAGAGGCAACUAUUUAUGGAUAUGAGGGCCCAAAACUAUGAUGUAAUCAGACUUUCAACCUAUCGGACAGCAUGCAAACUACGAUUUGUGCAAAAAAGAUGCAAUCUUCAUCUUCCUUCUCACCUACAGUCCAUCUUGUAGAUAUAUGGAACAUGAUUGAAGCAUUUCGGGACAAUGGCCUCAACACCUUAGACCAUAGCACAGAAAUUAAUGUAUGUCGAUUAGAGACCAUAAUUUCAUCUAUCUACUACCAGCUGAAUAAACGCCUUCCAACCACCCAUCAAAUCAGUGUGGAACAGUCCAUCAGCCUGCUCCUCAAUUUCGUCAUUGCAGCAUAUGACAGUGAAGCGCAUGGGAAGUUGACCGUUUUCUCAGUCAAAGCGAUAUUGGCAACAAUGUGUGGAGGAAAAAUCUUGGACAAACUUCGAUAUACUUUCUCACAAAUAUCUGACUCCAAUGGAAUAAUGAUGUACGUGAAGUUCGACCAAUUCCUCCAAGAGGUUUUGAAGUUACCCACCGCUGUAUUCGAGGGCCCAUCUUUUGGCUACACAGAACAUGCUGUACGGACCUGCUUCCCACAACAGAAGAAAAUUAGCUUGAACAUGUUUUUGGAUACAAUGAUGGCUGACCCUCCUCCGCAGUGCCUCGUUUGGUUACCACUCAUGCACCGACUUGCCAAUGUGGAAAACGUCUUCCAUCCGGUGGAGUGUUCCUAUUGUCGCAGUGAGGGUAUGAUGGGCUUCCGCUACCGUUGUCAGCAAUGCCAUAACUACCAGCUUUGUCAAACUUGCUUUUGGCGGGGUUAUGCCAGCGGCUCCCACAGCAACCAGCAUCAAAUGAAGGAGCACUCCUCUUGGAAAUCACCGGCAAAGAAGUUGGGCCAUGCAAUUAGCAAAUCCCUUGGAUGUGUACCAAGUCGAGAGCCUCCUCAUCCUAUUUAUCCCGAGUUGCCAGAAAAACCUCUAGAUUUGGCUCAUGUAGUUCCCCAACAACGAUCGUUGCCAAACAUGAAUGAUGCCAUGGUGUCCCACUCAGUCAUUUCUUCCGGAGCACCGACUCCUACUAAAAGGUUACAGCAUGGCCUGGACAUGGCCAACCGGCUGGCUGAUGAGCACGAUCUGAUAGCAGUCUAUGUGAGCCGGCUGCAGAAUGGCACACGUUUCCUGGAAAGUCCCAGCCGACUUGACGAAGAACACCGGCUGAUUGCCAGGUAUGCUGCCAGGUUGGCUGCAGAAGCUGGAAACACACAGCGUUCAACUCCAGAACUGGCCUUCAACUUUGAUGCAAACAAACAGCAGCGGCAGUUAAUUGCAGAACUAGAAAAUAAAAACAGGGAGAUCCUUCAAGAAAUUCAACGUCUCAGGUUGGAACAUGAGCAGGCCUCCCAACAGACUCCAGAGAAAGCACAGCAGAAUCCUACCCUGCUGGCUGAACUGAGGCUACUAAGGCAAAGAAAAGACGAGCUAGAGCAGCGGAUGUCAGCCUUGCAAGAGAGUCGUCGUGAGCUGAUGGUGCAGCUUGAAGGACUAAUGAAGCUGCUGAAGGAUGAGGAACAGAAGCAGGCAGCUCAAGCAGCUGGUUCGCCUCGUUCAUCACCCAGCCAUGGUGCCAGCCGCCCCAUGCCAAUGCCUGUGAGGUCAACGUCUGCCUGCUCCACACCAACCCAUGGACCUCAGGACUCACUGUCUGGGGUUGGUGGAGACGUACAAGAAGCUUUUGCGCAGGAAUCUUCAGGAGCUCGCAGAAAUCUGCGAAAUGAUUUGUUGGUGGCAGCUGAUUCCAUUACAAACACCAUGUCCUCGCUGGUCAAGGAACUCCAUUCAGCAGAUGAAGGUUGUGAGGAUGAAGAGGAAGCAGAGAAGCUGCAGAAUGGAAAAGAAAGGGGCACAGUGACUAUACAAAGAAACCAAUCAUACUUGACUUUUGUUCAGCCAUUUGAACCACUCUUCUUUCAGCUGUUGAAGACAUCAUUGUGUGAAUGUAAAAUAAAUCAGAAACAGCCUUUUGCUGAACAAUAAACUUUCUAGUUCCACUCAUUGAAGGGCUCUGGCACAGGAACACAUUCAUAUCUGUCUUCUACAUCCAGUGCACGCAUUAUUUUCGUCCUCAACAAAUUCUUACUGUUUUCGUCAUUACACAUUUGUUUUCAGAGUUUUAAUGUUGUUUUCUGUUAUGUAUGAAAAUGACAGCAUUGACAUCUCAGUGUUGGUAACUUAAGUAAAUUAACUACUGAAGCAGUGGGAUUAAUAUUGUGUCUUUUGCUGCUAUGUUUUCCAUAUUAUCCUCUGACAAUUUAUGCUUUAAAUUUGUUCUUCAGUGCAUGGAAUGCGUUUUUUUAUUUGAAUGUGCUGAGGGCAGACGAUUAAGGGAAUUCUUUCCGACAUUGCUUAAGGCAGCUGGCAACAUUUAUAUUUUCCAACAAGGUUGCCCUUGCCACCUCAACAUUUCUGAGGUUUGUCUUCAAAUCCAUUACUGUGAUCCAUGCAUCCUUCCAUGGUAUCUUGAUCUACAACAAUGAAAGUCUGCCCUUCACAGGAAACUUCAUGAAUUCAUUUAUUUCUAUGCUUUGAGGCUGAGAUUGAAGGACACAGAAAGGUGAAGUGUCUGAUUUGGAAAUUGCUAAAUCAUCUGUAGUUCGCAUGUAACUUCUCACUUUAGCUAAUGAAAAAUAAGUGAUCCAGACUUUAACUAGAUAAAGUCAAUUCCCAGCAGAUUCUAAAGACUUUUUUUUGCAAGCAAGGUUAGAGAGAAAUGGAAACGGGGUUCAAUCCUGACCUCUGGUGCUGUCUGUGUGGAGUUUGCACAUUUUCUCUGUAACCACAUGGAUUUCUGCCCGAUGCUCUGGUUUCUUCACACAUCCCAACACUUGCAGGUUUGUAGGUUACUUGGCCUCGGUAAAUUGUCCCUAGUGUGUGGGGAGUGGAUGCUAAAGAGGGAUAACAUAGAACAAGUGUGAACGGGUGAUUGAUGUUCCGCAUGGGCCGAAGGGCCUGUUUCCUUGCACCACCUUUCAAUUCAAUUCAAUCAAAACUUAUCGCAUCUUUGUUUGAUUUUAAAGUCCCAUAAUAUAUAACCUAGUUUCUUUAUCAUUUCACUUUUGGUAGAGGGCCACAGGUCUGCAAGAUUUGUUUAGGCCUUGUCUGUACUUAUGUGAUGAGUAGCUUUCAAAGGUUCAGGCUGGAAUUUUUUCAGAGCUUUUUUUCUGCAUUCACUUUAGUACUGAAAUGCAUUCUAAUCUUUGGUUUUCUGUUGUAAUUGUCUUGAGCAUCCAGGAAUCAGCAAUGUGGGAUCUGGUGGCACAGGUUGACUAACUUUGUAGUAUCAUACUGGGUUUAUGCAACACCUCUUCUUUUAUCCCCUCUGCUGCUUUUGUGUUGUCUAUAUAAAGUUGUGAAAGAGCAGCACUUUGGAAAGACAGUCAUCCAUAGCACAAAAGCAGUACUGCAUCCACUGCCCGUCACCCGUAGGCCCACAAAUAUGCCCAAUGUGCUCUCUGUCUAUGCAUCCCUUCCUCUGCCAAAUUCUGAGCGCUUUGCCUUCAACAAACCAAGCCCAACACUCUUAAGGGAGGGAUGAAUAUUACUUGAAAUUUAGUCCUUGGGUUGAGUGCCCUUGAGAUCCCCAUUGAAACCCAUCUCUUUGAGAAAGUUUUAACCAGGCAUUCUGCUAUUCUCUUCUUGCCUGUGGUGCAUUUUCUGUUGAAUUAUGCCUCCAUGAAAUGACUUGCAAAGCAUUCCUAUGUUAAAGGCAUGAUGCAAAUCCAAUUGUUUAAUAUCUGAUUUGUUUAGGUCACCAGGCUUUAAUUCCCAAACCAUCGUCUAAAUAUGCUGUAGUUGGGAAUUGGCAUUCUUCACCUAACACAGCAUCGGAAAUACUCUUUCUGUUUCUUUCUUGAUCACGAAGAAAGUGGAAUAUUAAAGUCGAAGUACACUCCAAGGGCUGAAAGGUUGUUGAGAUAGGUUAAAAAAGAGCAUGAUAAAUGUCACUGUACGCUCAGAUCUGCAUGACUUAUUGUUGCAAGGGUUUCUAUAUCUUUCAGAUGCUUUCUUUCUACUGUGUAGCUAAAAUAUUCCUCUGCAAGCAGAGGGACUUUCAAAACACAAGCAGUUAGGUAGUCUUGUAGUUAGUUCAAUAUUGUUAAUAGAAAAUGAGUAACUUUAGAAGGGAUUCAGAUAUUUUAAAUGAGGUAGGAAAUCUGUAUAAUAGUAUGGUUAUAAGUGAGGUCAUUCUUCACAUUGAAAUCGGCCACCUUGUAAAUUAUGCAAUUGUAAGUUAAUUUGUAUAGUAUCUAAAAUGUGUUGUGAAUUUCAAUUCAUGAUGUCUUAUUAUGGUUAACUUGUUUUGUGCAACCCACAAUUGUCAUCUGUGAAAGAUGUCUCAAUGUUAUGUUUUACAUUGCAUUGGCUGUUUUUCUCUGGUUGCUGAAAGUAACACAGAUACAAUGAUAAAGGACCAGAUCAACGUUUUUUUUAAAGUUUUAUUUUAUUUGUGGACUUAAUGCCAGUUGUCAUCUUUCUAUUUAUUAUGUUGUGCUGAUGUAGUGCCGCAAAAUAAAGUACUGAGUCUUUAUCCUUCAUUCAACCACAAAUAAAGCUGAAUCAUGUGUGUGAAAGUCA